Molecule: messenger RNA, 567 nt
Organism: Didymosphaeria variabile
Lineage: Eukaryota; Fungi; Ascomycota; Dothideomycetes; Pleosporales; Didymosphaeriaceae
Exons: 3
Coding region: 1-567 (188 amino acids)
Molecular function (GO): heme binding; monooxygenase activity; iron ion binding
Source: RefSeq, a predicted model, not a curated record
AUGAAUGCAAUUAGUGUUCUCACAUCGGUUGCUGGACCUUUGAAAGCAUGGAGAGAAUGGAGCGUGCUUAACAUGAGCGAGCGCAUGACUCUUAGCAAGCAGGAGAAGCCCGAUCUUGUUGAGCAUCUCAUUAAUUACACGCCAAAGAAUCCCGAAGGCCAGCGCGUAACCCCGACCGACGGCUUGCAAAUAGGUUCCCAAUUCAUCCCUGGCAACACAAUCGUUCAGAUACAGCCGUUCGUGAUGAAUCGGGAUCCCCGGAACUUUUCGUGCCCGGAUGAAUUCAUACCUGAGCGGUGGACGACACGCCCCGAAUUAGUGAUAAACAAAGAAGCCUUUAUUCCCUUCAGCACGGGGCCGUAUGAUUGCGUUGGUAAAAGGCUGGCAUACAUGGAGAUGAGGAGCGUUAUUGCCAAAGUGGUAGGCGAGUUUGAUGUAUGUCUUCCGGAGGGGUUUAAGGAAGAGGUAUACUGGGGUGGGGUUAGGGAUCACAUCACUGCAGCCGCGCCGCCGAACCAGGAAGUGAUGUUCUGUAAACCGAGCACCCUGGGUUCGGCCGCCCUCUGA